Messenger RNA from Trifolium pratense (red clover), 1239 nucleotides. RefSeq names its product basic proline-rich protein-like. Bases 1 to 1239 code for a protein of 412 amino acids. The transcript has 4 exons. The record is from RefSeq and is a predicted model, not a curated record. Lineage: Eukaryota; Viridiplantae; Streptophyta; Magnoliopsida; Fabales; Fabaceae.
AUGGAUGCAUUACGGUUUCUAAAUGAUGAUAAUAAGGGUGGUGAUGGCACUUUCUUUCCAACAGAUUUGGGACCAAGCCCACCUGGUGUAGGACAUCCUAUUAAGGGUGGUGAUGGCACUUUCUUUCCAACAGAUUCGGGACCAAGCCCACCUGGUGUAGGACAUCCUAUUAAGGGUGGUGAUGAUUCGAGACCUAGCCCACCUGGUGUAGGACAUCCUAAUAAGGGUGGUGAUGACACUUUCUAUCCAACAGAUUCGGGACCAAGCCCACCUGGUGGAGGACAUCCUAAUAAGGGUGGUGAUGGCACUUUCUUUCCAACAGAUUCGGGACCUAGCCCACCUGGUGUAGGACAUCCUAAUAAGCGUGGUGAUGCCACUUUCUUUCCAACAGAUUCGGGACCUAGCCCACCUGGUGUAGGACAUCCUAAUAAAGGUGUUGAUGACACUUUGUUUCCAACAGAUUCGGGACCAAGCCCACCUGGUGUAGGACAUCCUAAUAAGGGUGGUGAUGGCACUUUCGUUCCAACAGAUUCAGGACCAAGCCCACCUGGGGUAGGACAUCCUAAUAAGGGUGGUGAUGGCACUUUCUUUCCAACAGAUUCGGGACCUAGCCCACCAGGUGUAGGACAUCCUAAUAAGGGUGGUGAUGCCACUUUCUUUCCAACAGAUUCGGGACCUAGCCCACCUGGUGUAGGACAUCCUAAUAAAGGUGUUGAUGACACUUUGUUUCCAACAGAUUCGGGACCAAGCCCACCUGGUGUAGGACAUCCUAAUAAGGGUGGUGAUGGCACUUUCUUUCCAACAGAUUCAGGACCAAGCCCACCUGGUGUAGGACAUCCUAAUAAGGGUGAUUCGGGACCUAGCCCACCUGGUGUAGGACAUCCUAAUAAGGGUGGUGAUGACAUUAUCUUUCCAACAGAUUCGGGACCUAGCCCACCUGGUGUAGGACAUCCUAAAAAAGGUGGUGAUGACACUUUCUUUCCAACAGAUUCGGGACCAAGCCCACCUGGUGUAGGGCAUCCUAAUAAGGGUAGUGAUGGCACUUUCUUUCCAACAGACUCGGGACCUAGCCCACCUGGGGUAGGACAUCCUAAUAAGGGUGGUGAUGAUUCGGGACCUAGCCCACCUGGUGUAGGACAUCCUAAUAAGGGUGUUGAUGGCACUUUCUUUCCAACAGAUUCGGGACCUAGCCCACCUGGUGUAGGACAUCCCAGGACUACAUAUUUUUAUAUGAAUUAA